Chenopodium quinoa (quinoa) is the source of this 1064-nucleotide messenger RNA. Its product is annotated as protein EPIDERMAL PATTERNING FACTOR 2-like. The record is from RefSeq and is a predicted model, not a curated record. Gene Ontology annotation, biological process: stomatal complex development; guard cell differentiation. Lineage: Eukaryota; Viridiplantae; Streptophyta; Magnoliopsida; Caryophyllales; Amaranthaceae. The transcript has 3 exons. The coding region runs from base 356 to 718 and encodes 120 amino acids.
AAAAAAAUGACUAAAUUAAAAUCAAACAUCAUAAUUUUUGUUAAAUUAGAGGUAUAGCAUAAGUAUUCAGUAGACUAAAAAAAUAUUAACUGGAAUCAAACAUCCACGAUGCUGACACGGUUCAACAAAAAGACCUUGACCAUCAAGCCAUGGGCAUGUAUCAUGUGAAAUGAAACAUGUAAAUGUACCUUCUACAUUUAAAUGCCCCCAUUCCCUCAUUUGUCAAAGAUAUAAAUGAUUAUAAAUAUCCCUCCUUCCCUUAUACUUUGGUCCUCCAACAUAAUUUACCAAAUAUAGUCAAAAAAAUAUUUCCUUAACAUUUACUUCUCACUUUCUUUCUAAAAAGAACAAAGACAUGAAAUCCUCACUUGGUGCCUACAAGUACUAUAAUAUGUUGGUAUUACUUAUGUUAGUGUUGCUUACUACUGCCGCAGUUACUACUCAUUCCAAACCAAAACAUUAUAUGUCAGCUAAAUUACAUAAAAGGACAGCCGUCAAUGAGGAUCAAAGUCACUCCAACCGAAAGGGGCUAGACAAAGAAGAGUUGGGGAGAGAAGUAUACCCUAUGGGGUCAAGUUUGCCAGAUUGCUCACAUGCUUGUGGAGUUUGUUCCCCAUGCAAGAGGGUAAUGGUUAGCUUCAGAUGUGCUUCUGAGUCUUGCCCUAUUGUUUACAGAUGCAUGUGCAACGGCAAAUUUUUCCACGUCCCUUCUAACUGAUCUACUCCAUAGCUUCUUUCUUCCCAGUACUGUUUUAAUGCUUUCAUUUAACUAUGCUUGUCAGAAAGUUCCCCAAAACAAAAAAAAAAAAAAAAAAAAAAAAAAAUUAAAAAAAAAAAUAACUUGAAAAAUAUGAGCUUAUCAUAGUUAUUUUGAAGUAAUAUUAUAUAUUUGUGUUUUAUUAAUGCUUUAACUAGGGUUGUACUUGUACUCAUCAUGUUUCUUGUUCAUCAACUGAAUUAUUCCUGUUUUUAUUGACAUAUUAAAGAUAAGUGGUUGCUUAUAAGACUAGGGUUGUGCUCGUUUCGAAACAAGAGCAUAGUCGUUUAAAGUACGGUGCGCACAG